This is a messenger RNA of Talaromyces stipitatus ATCC 10500, 813 nucleotides long. RefSeq names its product riboflavin aldehyde-forming enzyme. Lineage: Eukaryota; Fungi; Ascomycota; Eurotiomycetes; Eurotiales; Trichocomaceae. The transcript has 2 exons. Bases 1 to 813 code for a protein of 270 amino acids. The record is from RefSeq and is a predicted model, not a curated record.
AUGACAGACGACCAAAACCCCGAGUCGGUUGAAUUGUCGCCUGUUCAGCCUCCACAGACAACAAAUAUUCCUCGGCGCAAACCUGUACCCGCCACAAACAGAGUGUCCCGUGUCGAACGGACCACCACUACCACUACUACCACUGGAGACGAACAAACCCAUGAACUACAAUCGCAAAGUAUAGCUUCAGACCCAGAUAAGGAUUUGGCAGUUGAGUCGCAGACAGUCAACAGUGGCUCCCGCCGAAGAUGGUUUAUAUUGUUUGCUUGGUGUUUGGCUGUCAUUGAUCGGGUGCGUCUUGGCCCCUUGGAAAAGUACUUGCCUUCAGAUCAACGAAAGCGUCGGUAUGUAAUUGCUGGAAUAAUCGCUGGGACGAUAAUAGCCUUGUUGGCGAUUAUUAUUGGGGUUACUGUCAGCGUCUUGACAAAUUCAGACCAAAAUCUCCCUUUACCAACUUCACAUGGAGGCCCAUAUAGUGGUGAUCUUACCUAUUACGGCCCUGCUCUAGGGGCAUGUGGUAUUACCUCCUCAGACUCAGACAGUAUCUGCGCUGUAUCACACAUCAUCUUCGACGCUGUACAAACCGGGUCAAAUCCCAAUGCAAAUCCACUAUGUGGAUUGAAAAUGCGGCUUCGAAGAAAUGAGCACAGCGUUGAUGUUACUGUAGUCGACCGCUGUGUUGGUUGCAAAGCCACUGAUAUUGAUACCACGACCUCGGUGUUUGGGAAAUUGGCUGAUAUUGAUCAGGGGCGUGUGAAUGUUGAAUGGGCUUGGUUGGAAAGUUCACCUGUGAAUGUUUCAAGCAUUGCCUAA